Messenger RNA from Suillus plorans, 1047 nucleotides. RefSeq lists its product as uncharacterized. The record is from RefSeq and is a predicted model, not a curated record. The transcript is spliced from 2 exons. Lineage: Eukaryota; Fungi; Basidiomycota; Agaricomycetes; Boletales; Suillaceae. The coding region runs from base 1 to 780 and encodes 259 amino acids.
AUGUCUUGGUUGAAGGCUAAAGACUGGGCAUCGGGCAUGGAAUACUCCAGCCUGUUUCACUCAGGGCUGCGAGCUAUCUCCCUCCGCUCCUUCAUAGGCACGCGCACCCGAGCUCAGUCUACAGCCCCAAUUUCUUCACCGGAAAAGACAAAACGGAGAUAUUCUCUCUCUUUGUCAUCUUGUCUGCUCAAACGAGGUACCUCAACUAAGAGUCCCCCCACAUCCAAAUCUAGUCUGUGUCCACCUUGCGCGGAAAAAGGUGUGCGUCCACGACCUUCAUCUAUGUUCGUAUGCUCCACCAAUGAGCUGUGUGAGCCCUGUGGAAAGGGAGGGAACUUCUUUGAUAACAUCCAUGGUCCUGAUGGUCUACCUUUGCCCAUCAUGGACUUGGGAGAUCCGUUUUCUUCAUCGCCUCAAUCAAAAUCGUUUUAUGUGAACCUAGGGGACCCAUCGCCUCUUCCACCCAAAGAAGAGUCUUUCCUCUCUUUGUCAAAUGAUCUAGAUACCUUCUAUAGACCACUCCGUCGCGAGCGUCCGCUCUCGACCCAAACUAUGCCUCUGCCUUCUUGUCGAUUUUCUGGGCACUACCGGCGCGAGCGCAGGGAACGUAUCGAUCCUGCGUGGAUGCUGGAAGAAUCAAGUCCAGAAUUGGAGGCCCAGGACAAUGGAGAGAAUGCUGAUGUUACAGAACUAAAUCUUGACGGUGUGUCGGAUUGGCGCCAGUUCCACGUUGAUUGGCUCCAGAACGAGCCUGCUGUGCAAUUGACUACCGGGAUUUAAUUGUUGCCGCUUUAUUGUGAUCCUACUGUACUGUAUGUAAUUCACCUUGUAUUCUUAUUACCUAGACUUGUAUUACUUGCCUCGUACUUCACACACCUCGUUGUUUGUAACUUUUUAGUUGGCAACAUUUAGUUCUACUUAAUUUAAUACAUUCUCUAUGAUUCUGACACGAGUCGCCGAGGGUUAGGAGAACAGCAUCCAAAAUAGGCAAUAUUAUGUAAUAUUAGAGCAGUUGCUCUGCUCAGUGACGCUGCUAAUAAGUUACAG